AUGGUAGGAUUCGGCGCACUCCCGCCCCGGCCCGCGAAAUCCGUGACACCAUUGGCCUUGUGGCAGUUGGACGAGGAAAACCCCACGAACGCGGCCCAUGCCAGGCGGAAUGGCCAUCGAGGAGGACCGACUUUGGCACCGCAUGUGAACGUCUCGCCUUUACAUGCGGCUCUCCUCCCCCCCUCGAGCUUAGCAUCUGUUGGCGCAAUCCGCAAUGGCGCAGAAGUAAGCUCCUUCCAACUGCCCGUUGCACCUGCUACCCCCCAGCUCGUUCCACCGCCUGUUACUGCGUUUACUGGGAAGGCGGGCAAACACAUCCUGGUUGAGGUGUCGGACGGAGAUGACACCAGAUCCGGCGAGGUGGAUAGGGUAACAACCCUGGUCAUGCACAAGCGCGUCCGGAGGACCGCAGAUGCCGGUGGUUUCGGCGUUGGCGUUGAGGAGGCCACAAUGCGUGAAACCGCCAUCCUCAUACAUGUGGAAGAGCUUGACGGUGCGAUUGCAAGCCACGAACCAGCGCAUGGGGCACGGAGCACUCGCGCUCAUGACACUGACGUCCACGACGACCUUGAGGCACUCAGCGAUGGCAGUGACCUCACGGACUUGGAUGAGCUGGAGGAGUGGAUGAGUCUCCACUCCGGGACGCCUGCCCCACGGGGUGAUCCUGCUACUCGCAAGGCUUGGGCAUGGAAAGGAGCCACUCCCCAGCACAGACUCAAUACUAUCGCCGCAAAAAGGGUCAGAGAGGCCCAAACAUUUGCCCAUUUCUCUUUGCAAGAGGCCGUAGACAACCCGAAGAUGGUUGCUGAGGGGAAAAAGGAAGAACUACCCAUAACCCAUACGUUUGACGGGGAGGACGGACCUUGUCGCGCGGUGAGCGGAGACGGUUACGACCUCGUCUUUCAUUUUCUAGGUGCUGUCAAACCCACCACCCUGGAGCACAUUACCAAUGCAGCUACGCAGUUGUCUAAGGUUGCACCCCCCACCAAGAAGGUGAGCGGGCGAGAAGACCAUGACUUCUGCCCCAAGGGUGGCAUCGUUGGCAUGACCCACAUAUGCCAGUAUUGGCACGCCACAGGCCAUAAGCACCGACCGGGAGGGCCAGGCCUCCACAUGCACCGGACAGUGAAUAGCUAUCGCGGCACAUUCCAGUUUUGGAGAGACACAACCGCUUUGGCAUCUUUGUGUACAGCACUCCUCGAGACGGUAGAUCCUGUCCAGCACAAUCUACUCAAACGUCUGAAGGAGGUUCGCCUGGGGUGCGACGACACCCCUGAGCAGAAGGCUUUUGAGAGUCCAACCCGUAACCUAUUUUGGGAGAACCUCGAAGUCAUCUUCAAUCGCAAGUCGGCUGCUCACUUCGACCUCAGCGACCCGCACUUCGCCUGGGCGUGCAUUGUUUACUUUGGCACGUUCGAACAGGCCUACCUGACAUUCCCCCAACUAGGCCUACAUGUUCGUAUUCGCCCUGGCGAUGUCGUUUUCUUUCGUGGGAGGGAUCUACUUCACCUGGUGGAGGACUGGGGGAAGGGGGAUAGAUAUCUCAUCGUCUACUUCACCCAUGAAGCCGCUUGGGCUGAUUUUGAGAUGGGGGGCCAAUGUGCGUCCGGUAAAGCCCAGUUCAGGGAGACCGCCACCCCUAACACGUUGUCUGGCCAAUGA
Dichomitus squalens LYAD-421 SS1 is the source of this 1662-nucleotide messenger RNA. RefSeq lists its product as uncharacterized. Bases 1 to 1662 code for a protein of 553 amino acids. The record is from RefSeq and is a predicted model, not a curated record. The transcript has 7 exons. Lineage: Eukaryota; Fungi; Basidiomycota; Agaricomycetes; Polyporales; Polyporaceae.